AUGUGCCCGAAAUCCUUUACCCGGAGUGAACAUCGCAUCCGACACGAGCGCAGCCACACGCUAGAGAAACCAUUUUCUUGUCGAUACUGUCGUCGAAAAUACGCCCGUCGGGACCUCGUCUUGCGGCAUGAGAAAACAAUUCACAAGGAUGAAUACAUAAAGGGAGCCUCCCCUAUCAGAAAAAAUGCAUCUUCAGCGAUAGACUCCGCCCAAAGAACGGAUGAUGUGGAAGGGUCGCCCUCGACUUCUAGUCUGGAAGCCACAUCGCCACCCCAACCAGUCUCGUUGAAUGGGAGUCAUCGUCGCAUCUCGAUAGCUCCUGCCGUCGCAUUCCCUACCCCACAACCUUGCCUAGAUGCGUUCCUAAACGAUGACUUAACCUCCUCCUUUGAUGCCCAAAAUGAUCAAAGAAAAGCUCCCCAGCAAAUUUCGCCUGAUUCAUCGAUGUCAGCUGAAAAAUAUGAUAUGCUUGAGAAAGCACUACAGACCGCUGGGCUGGAUUGCUCGGAGCCAGAGAGCGUACUGCCCGGGAGUGGGUUGAGCGAAGGCCAGGACGAAGCUGAGCCUUACUGGCCACUUCUAGAUAUUUCCCUGCCGUUUGAUGUCGGCAGUGGAUUUGAAUUUCCUCUAGAGUCCCGAUCCCCUCGGAUCUUAUUCAAUUUGAAUAACACGGGUCAGGAAGCGCCUGCUUUCCUCCGGGGGCUUCCCCCGCCCCCGGUUAACGUCCACCCCGACCCCCUACAUGCCGGCAUUCCUACUGUGGUUAUACGCGAUCGUCCAAGAACCAAGGCCGUUAUGUUCACCCAAGAUAUGCGACAGAAUAUAAUCUCCGAUUUGCUGGAUAUAGGUCUUGAUGCAGAUAUAGGAACUGCAGUCCCGUCUGCAACUGUGAUGCAAAAUUGCAUGCGCGGUUAUUUCGACCGAUUCCACAUCCAUCACGCCCUCUUUCACCCGCAUAAAUUCACCCUUGACCGGAUGGCGAGCCCUCUCAUUCUCGCCAUGUGUGCGAUCGGUGCGCUAUACCGACUAGACCGUAAGCUAUCGGCAUCCCUAUUUUGCAUGGCAGAGAGAGCUCUCGAUAUGCUCUCCUUGAAGAGAGAUGGCGAAGCAGCAAGCCCAUCGUUCGAAGCGAAAGCUACCAGCUCGUCGACCAGGCAAACUAUGUCCUCCCCGAAGCCCCUUUGGGAGCUGCAGACACGAGUCCUCCUUGUCUUUGUCGCUGCAAUCGGCGGACAGGCAGCAUUUAGUCGAAAGGCGAUCGAUGGGAUUGGGUUUCUUGCUUGUGAAUAUCGCAUCCUAGCGUCCUAUUUGUGCCGUGAUUCGUGGCAGGCUUACGUGUCUUGGAAUCACUGGAUCGGGAGGGAAUCCAAGAAGCGGGUACUUCAUGCAAUCCUAGCCAUCAGUGAUAUACUCAACAUCACCUUCCGUGUUUCUCCCAUUAUUUCCCUCGUCCAGGAAUAUGAUGUUGACCUACCAGAUGAUGAUGAAUUAUGGCAUGCGUCGACAGAGCUUGACUGGAUGCUCAUUGUUCAAGCUAGAACUCGAGGUCCACUACCAACACUGCGAAGUGCUGUUUCCCAGCUAUUAUACGGAGGAUCUCCAGAAACAGGACCCGUGUUGGAUCAGUGGUCACCCUGUGCUGUGGCCGUAGUCAUGCAUGCCGUAUCCAUACACACAUGGAACCUGAUGCAGAGCGCCCAAACGUUGACUGGAUUUGGGCUAAAUCUUCAUCCCCCGGGGGGCAUUCAAGCCCUGCUCGUCUCAAAUAUCGAGACUGCCCUUUCGCGAUGUUACCUGAUGAUCUCUAAUGCCCGAGCUGCGAAUGAAGUGACAUGGGAUGAAGCCGAAGGUCCCCUUUUGUUCAACAGCCUAUCCCUGCUCCGGGGGAUCCACGCCCGGGUUCUUACCGGUGUAGGCGGGCUUGAUCGUAUGGCCUUGCUGAGUGAUGUUGAGGAAGAUAUGACGGCGGCGGUUAAAGACUUUGUUACUCAAAAUUCAAAGAGGCACGCAGUUUCUGCAAAGACCGCUCGUGUGAUCUUUGACGGCAUUAUGACGAUUCUCAGAUCCGACGCAUUCCUGUUGCGCAAAACUGCUGCAUUCAACUGGAGCAUCGAACACGCCCUGGUUGGCAUUGAUUGUGCAAUAUAUCUAAGCAACUGCAUCCAGAAAAUUCAACUCAACCAAAAGCAACAUGAGGAAACUAACUCUGCAGAGUUGGAGUUUCUGAAGAUGGCAACAGACCUUUUGGUGGAGAUGGAGCAUGUUUCUAACGAACAAGAGUCCCUCGCUGCGGGUGUGCUACGGAUGUGGAAGAAUUUCUAUGACGAUGUAUGGGUCUGGGGAGUUACGCCCCGGAUUGCUCGGUUGUUUGAGCAACUCGCAUGCGCUUAUGACCUGCAACUCGCUUCGCUUGGUGAUACAGAUUGA
This is a messenger RNA of Penicillium concentricum, 2427 nucleotides long. RefSeq lists its product as uncharacterized. The transcript has 9 exons. The record is from RefSeq and is a predicted model, not a curated record. Gene Ontology annotation, molecular function: zinc ion binding; RNA polymerase II cis-regulatory region sequence-specific DNA binding; DNA-binding transcription factor activity, RNA polymerase II-specific. Bases 1 to 2427 code for a protein of 808 amino acids. NCBI's taxonomy places the organism in Eukaryota, Fungi, Ascomycota, Eurotiomycetes, Eurotiales, Aspergillaceae. Gene Ontology annotation, biological process: DNA-templated transcription; regulation of transcription by RNA polymerase II. Gene Ontology annotation, cellular component: chromatin.